Molecule: messenger RNA, 774 nt
Organism: Emiliania huxleyi CCMP1516
Lineage: Eukaryota; Haptophyta; Isochrysidales; Noelaerhabdaceae
Exons: 1
Coding region: 1-774 (257 amino acids)
Source: RefSeq, a predicted model, not a curated record
AUGCACGUCCUCCGGCGCCGCCGCGUCCUGCAGCAGCUCACGCCCGGCGUGCUCAUCCACGACGCGGCGUUACGCGAGAUUGAGACGCUCCCUCACAAUUUGCUCGACGCCGCCUUCCCGGGCCGGCUGCUCUCGGAGCUCUUUCGCUCGCUGGCCUUGACGGGGCUUCUCGAGCCCCGCGGUCUCGGCUUCACCGCGGCGGGCGGGCACCCGUCCUCCUUCAUCUACGAGGACACGACCUGCAACCACCAGGCGUUGAAGGCGGCGAUCACCUCUCGCGCGGCCGGCAAGGCGGGCACCGCUGCCCUGAAGCGUCUGAAGCGGCUGCUCGAGGCGCUCGACAGGCGCGCAGGCUACCGCCUGCACAAGGCCGUCCGCCUCUACCCGCCGCUCGGCAGCAUCCGCCGCCACGCCGACAAGCACUACAGGCAGCGCCGCACCGUCACCACCGUCCUCUUUGACCGUCGCGAGCGGCACAAGCUCGACUUCUCCGUUUGCUUCUCGAACGAGCGCAGCUCUAAGGUGGACCCGGCGUACGAGACGGCGCAGCUGCAGCUCCCGGCAGGAGCCUCGUGCUACACGCUUGGGCCGGUCUCCUCCGGCUGCGCCCUGCUCUGUGGAGACCGACAGAAACCCGCCGCGCGCACCCUGCAGCACCAGCCCUCCCCGGCACCGUGCUGGGCCGCCACGCUGGUGGUUGACUUCAUGGAGGACGCGCAGGUGGAGCCCGUGCUCAAACUGACCUGCAAGGAGAUGGCGGAGAUGAAGGCCUGA